AGUUGGGAAUCAUCAAAUACAUAGUUUCCAAACUGCAAAAGAUGUACCUCAAACUAGGAAUAGUUGCCACUCUGUUGACAUUGCACUCUUUGUGGCAUUGCGGGGAAAUUGUGAUCAAAUCGUAAUUCAAGACGGGGCUACUUUCUGGCACUAUUUUAACACAUCUCGAGCUUCAUUUAAAACUGCCACCUCUCCAGAAGAAAUUGGUCUUCACGGUCUCGCCGGAUCACAAAUCUGGUUUAUUAAAUCGUACCAACCAACCGACAGUAAUAUCGACUUUAGCGCGUCGUUCGAUUUGCCAAGAUGGAUUUGUAAAGGGACCCAGGUUCAGAUUAAUAUUCGGUACUUUAGCUCACUCGCGUCAGUCACAGUGUGGCCCGUGGUGGACAAAAAUGCCACCCACGGGGGAAGCAGCUAUGGCAGCUUGACCGACUUUAACGGAGGAUGGGUCAGUUUUGUGGCCGAUAUCGAUAUUGACAGGAGCGAACAGCUCGUGAUCGAUGGAGUAAUAAUGCCAAUGGGUCAUUUCAUGCUGGACGAAAUAAUUUUCUUGUACACUGGGGGAAACUGCUUUGAUGACGGCAGAACCACCGGACAUCCUACGACACCCAGGACCACAUAUUAUUGGGACCAAUAUUCCACCACUGAUAUGCCAACCACUAGUGAUGAUUGUCACGAAGUUCUACCAGAACCUUGUGGAAUUAAUUUGAACCCAGGUGGUAACGCAGUUCGAAACGGGGUCUGCCUUCCGGGAGGACAGUGCGAACUCAGGGAGGGCGAAAAGGACGGGGAUUGUGUUGAUGGAUUUGGAGAAUGUUGCAAAUUUACAGCAAGCUGCACUUCUACUCAGCAUAAUGUCACCAUUUAUGAAGAAGUCGUUACGCUGAACACACACCAACCUCUGGAUACCGACUGCAUUUAUGAGAUACGAAGGAAAAGCGACAAAUACUGCGGCGUUAAACUUGAUUUUGUCGCAUAUAAUUCUCAACAUGCCGAUGACAAUGGGAUAUGCAGCAGGGACAGCAUUACGAUUCGUGGCACCAGCACAGUUCCUGAUGGAUUUGUAACGUGUGGAGAUCUUACAGGUCAACACAUGUACCUCAACUUCAACAAGGCCGGGUCGAUCGAGAUUCUCCCCUCUUUUACGACCAUGGGCGGAGGGUCGUACCAAAUUGUAGCGUCACAAUAUGGCUGCGUUUCACCCUUGAGGCCACCAGACAACUCGUGUCUGCAGUAUUUUAACUCGACUCGUGGCGUCGUCAAAAGUUUUGGCUACCCAGUCCGUCAGCAAAGCUCACAACAAUACACGGUCUGUGUGGGAGGGUCAAACUCGCGAUCAAUUACGUGGCGACCCUGUUCCGCAGCCAACGCUGAGAUGAAGGACCCUCCCUUCAAAAUAGCCAGCAAUCCAAACGGACCCGCGUCGCCUGAUUGGAUCUGUCGUCCCGAUCGGGACUGGGUUCAAGUUAACGGAGCUAAUCAAAUGUGCAAACCUAGCGAUAUUCCAGGGAAUGGGAUUAAAUCCUCCUUCACUCCGUUCCUGCUCAACGUCAAUUUCAACGAUGUUGAGAAAGCCGAGCUGCCUUGUACAGAAGAUAUCAUGAGAAUGCCAGAAACUGCUUGUGUGCCUGACUUCACAGCGCCUCCAGCUGGUAUAGUACCUCCUUGCGUAGUGUCCAUGUAUGAUGAAUGUUUCUGGAAUGCCACUGCCACACCCUCACCCGGGCGUUGUGAGUGUGACCCGAAACCAGCCACCAUUGCCGGGCUUGAAUGGGAUAUUUAUAAUUGGGGAUUUUGCUUGGAGUAUACGCAGAGUAGUAGAAAAUAAACCGUAGUAACGUUAGAAGUAGCUCACCUGCAAUAAUCAUUUGAUAUAAAUUUACACCACACAGGUGCAGAAUAAGCCGACAAAAUAAGUGCAUACGUGUAAUCAGAGCUGGGAAUUAAUCGAGAUUAAGCAAUGUAUUGGCAUUAUAGAGAUUAAAAUUAAGAUUAAGAUUAGACAUUUAAACACAUUGGUUAAUCGCGAUUAAUUCCCAGCUCUGCGUGUAAUACAAUUUUGCACCAUUGGUGCAGAGUAAUCAGUGAAAUUAGAUAUAUUGUAAUCGUAUAAUCUUGCACCAAUAAUGUAGGAUAACGCGAGAAAAUAAAUAUUUACUUUUGAUGAAAUUUAGACUUUUGGCACGACUCAAUUAAAUCGUGAUAUCAAUUUUUUAAAUUAUUUCUUCCAGUUAUUCUUCACUAUU
Folsomia candida is the source of this 2246-nucleotide messenger RNA. RefSeq lists its product as uncharacterized. The transcript is spliced from 8 exons. The record is from RefSeq and is a predicted model, not a curated record. NCBI's taxonomy places the organism in Eukaryota, Metazoa, Arthropoda, Collembola, Entomobryomorpha, Isotomidae. Bases 512 to 1828 code for a protein of 438 amino acids.